This is a messenger RNA of Dermacentor albipictus, 5084 nucleotides long. RefSeq lists its product as uncharacterized. The record is from RefSeq and is a predicted model, not a curated record. Lineage: Eukaryota; Metazoa; Arthropoda; Arachnida; Ixodida; Ixodidae.
CCGUUGUGAGGCGCCACCCAAAUGGUACUCUCUCCUACGACCGUAAAGCAGGCGCAAACGCUAGCCGACGGGGAUGAAAGUGGGGAAAUGAGGGCCGCAGCGCCUUCGCAUGGGCGCAUGGGCACCUCCUCUACGGCGUCUCCACGGACGCGACCACAGUUCCCAGGUGCUCUGAAGACGUCGCCUGUCAGUCGCGCCAGUUACACGAUCGUUCGGAGACCUCCAACGACGCAUGAUGAAGUCCGCGCGAUGGAGCCGACGGAGGAGCGCUCAAACUCCGGCGACCACAAGCCCCGUGCGAGCUACGGCUCCUCCACGACCGGUCAUCCUGCUGACGGGAGAGGUACAGCUUUCCUGACACUUCGUGGACGGCCGCGCAGCGUGAGAGGGCGCCUAAUCAGGCCGGCUCACUCCGUACCAGAGCGACGCGACCACAAGCCAGGGGAGCAAGAUUACGAAGAAGAAGACUGGGAUUUAGAAUGCCCUUUGUCGAAUGGCUCUACCGCGGCUGGUGGAAACGACCAUAAAAUCGCCACAAAGAAGGAACCGAAGCGAGUACAUUGGGAAGAAGGCGACCGACUGACGACUGUGUUUCCAGUGCCGAGGCGAAGCAACCACAGGAAAAUGGUGUCCGAGAAGUGUCAGAAAGCGGGCGACUGGAAUCAAGGAUGGCCAUCGCCGCAUUAUUCUACAAGAAAAAGGCAGAACGACGAAGUCACCGUUUUUACAGAGGAGCAGGAAAAGCAGGAGGAACAGAGUAACCUGUACAAUAGCGAGAGUCCAGUAUUAGAGGAAAGAGAGGACGGGACCAUGGCGCCGUGUUACGAGGAAGAAGACUGGGAGCCAGAAUGCAGACAGGUGACUGAGUCUACAGCGGUGACGCAAAACGACCAAUCGACUGCGAGCGCUGAGGAGGUGCGGCAUGAAGAGAGGCAAGGUGAACAGGAGGCCCCGUUAACCAUUGAGUUUCCAGCGGCGAAGCAAUGUGACCGCGAGACAAUGGCGAUCCAGGGCGACUGGAGACCAGAAUGCGCAUCGUCGCCUGAACGUUCAGCGGUGGCUGAAAAGGAAUUGGAGACCGUUCUAACGGAGGAGCAGCAACAAAACCAGAGUUUCGAACAGCAAGCCCCCUCGAAGUCCUUUUCCGCAACGGCGACGCAAACCCUGCAAGAAACGAGCGGGUCGGACGAAGAGGAUGGUUACUGGGACGACGACGAAGACGACUUGUCGGCGGACGAGCCCACGGUGAUAAUUCGUAUCGAGCCGAGACCGGAGGAGGAGCAGACGACAAGAGAGAGUUUAGAACAGCGAGCCCCAGUGGCGACCACCUCAAUAGCGUCCACGCAGUUGGACCCCAUGGCAAUGCCGGCGGGAGCGUACGAGUAUUCCAGACAAGAAUGGCUGUCGUCGACCGAGCCGGCAACCUUAACGGGAAGCGACGACCCUGGGACCUCACUUGCACACAUCGAUGGAAGAGGGCAGUAUUGGGGAGAACAGGGCUUCGUGGCCGAAUCGCCAGCUGCGAAGCAAGGAGUCCCAGACGCCGUGGCGGCGGUGGAGCAGUACAGGGACGAGUACUCGGAAGCAGGCGCUACUGCUUCUACUGUGCAGAUGUUACCUGUCCUGUCUUACCUGUGCAUUCCCGUGGUGACGUACCAGCCGUGUACUGUUCAAGUGCCGUCGGCGACCGAGUUCCCGCCGGAUUCGCUACCUUACGACGGGUCGACGGGGACGCAGGAGCAGCCGAAAGAGGACCACUGGGAAGAAGGCCCGUCGACGACGUACUUUUCGUCGGCAUCGGACGGCUGCAACAGCGUCACGACGAACGAGGAGGACUGGUGGAAAGAAGAGAGCUUAGAACAACUUGGUCAGUGGACGACGGACUUUACUCUGGCGUCGCAACUGUACCACGAGUCGCUUCUACCGGAGGAUCGGGAAAAAGAAGAGGAUUGGGAGAAGCAAUGUCAACCGCUGUCGGACUUUACGCUCACUUCGCAAGCGUACAGUGGGGCGAUGGUUCCCGAGGUACAAGACGACGACUGGAAACAAGACUUCCCGGUUCAAUCUUUAGCGGCCACGUCAACCCCCUUUGGCGUGAUGACGUCAGAGUGGCAGGGAGGAGACGAAGAUUGGGAACCAGAGUGCACUUCGAUAUUGGCCAUCGGGUCCUCACUGCCGACUGACGGCUACUACGGUGGAGCGGCGACGGAUGUGCCGACAAGUGAGGAGGAGGACUGGUAUCAAGGACGCCCUUGGGCGACUGAGUUUACGGCGACAGCGGAGAUGGUUGACGGGACAGCGACGUCUGUGGAGUUCACGGAAGAAGAAAAUUGGGAAACAGAAAUAGUACCCGGACAGCCAGGUUACGUGCCGCAGGUGUCAACCUUCUUCCAGCGUAUGCGUCACAGGUCCCACCGACAGAGGCGACGCCUCUACCGGGAGCAGGCGGCGCAGUACCGGCUGCAGGAGGAAGACCGCACGAAGACAGGCGGUGACGACGCAUCCAUGCAGGCCGGCGGACAUCGCCCUUCGGACGGUAGCGGUCCCUCCAGCGAGGGAUUGCCUCCACCGGGACCCCCCUGUGCAUCCCGUGCCUGUCGAGACGAGCUGCAGGGCCGUGGCAGCCAGGCGAACCCGGCUGCAGCGAACCGCAUGGAACGGCGCACCAUGGCCGAUGUCGUGCGGUCGCCGGCGCCCCCACCGGCCCAGUCGUCGUCGUCGUCGUCCCAGCCGCCGGCCACUGUCCAGGCGUCUUACCGAGCCGCGGCGGGUGAUCAAGCCGGUGUCCAGGUGGCGCCCGAAGACGGGACCUGGCAGGUGGCAACAUUCCUGCAGGCCGCGUGGACCGUAGUCGCCGGCAGCGAUGGCUGCCUCUUCUACGAGUCGAAGCGAAACACCGGAGGGCCACUGGCAUGAGGAGCGAGACGUGGUCAUCAGCAACCACCUCCAAAGCGCCCGGAGUGAUUGUUCUUUCUAGGGUUUUUUUUUCUUCAAACUUGUGUGUUCAAGAAGAGCUUUGCGGUACAUGAGUGCGAGGUCCAUUCCACCGGCCGACACUCUCGCGGAACAAUACUCAUGUAAUGAAUUCACUGUGCCUUGAUUCCUGGUGCUUCCUUUCUUGGUGAAGACUUAACCUUUGUAGUCAUUAAAAAAUUAUCCGGGCGGGUCAUUUGUCAGCGGUCGGUUCCCGAUUCCGCCUUGCAUUGCAAGUGCAACGCAGAACUUGUAAGACUCCUACAGCCUACUUACUAAUGGUGCGGAUGAUAACUGCCCGUGCUGCGAGCGUCACCGGGUGCUCAUUCAAUUCUCUACUGCCAAAAAAUCCAUGCUCUAAUUCUGUAACUGCGUGGCUUUCUUAGAAGAACGAAACUGCAUCUAGUCGUAUGUCCCGCCAUCGUCGAGAGACUUCGGCAGUUCCCAAGCGAAGAAUUUUGUCGAGGAAGCUUUGCCUGCCUUCAUCUGUUGCUUCCCCAGUGUGGCGACAAUAAGCAAGUUCAUGUUAUUUCUAUUUUCACCUAGCGCCUUCAGUUACCGCCUUUGCUUGCCGGUUUAGUUUGUUCUAUCGUGGCAGUGUGUUGCGGGUCAGACAUCUGGCAAUAUCUUCGCAUAUAUCCCUGGAACUCUUGAGUUCUUUCGGCUCCAAGCGUCCAUUGUACGCGUGUUGAAGCCUUAUGGCCUGACGCCCUGUGACGGUGCGCCAUGCGGCACGUUACUUUAGGGUCUGUUCGACACUGGUAAAUUUAUAUUAGGGAAUAUGGUGUUCCGAUCCGUUUUGAGGAAUAAGCUUGUCAGCAUUACGGUGUGAAGCGGCGUCAAGCGCUUCUGCAGCUCUUGGUAUACACGAUUGGCGGUUGUUACGAUGGCCUAAGUUCGCUACCAAUGCGCCUUCCUUUGUAAUUUAUGAUUACGAAAUCUCACUAGGUAAUCAAAAAAUGACCUUCGGUGCUCACAUUUGUGACGAGUUCUUAGAGCUUUCGUUCUAGCGCGUCUGCGUUUUGUAUUUUCUAAAGGAAUUGCUAAUAACAUCCUGCGUAUAUCAUAGAGGUUUGUUGGUUAAGUGAAUAGGGGUGAAAAAUUCCUAGAGACCUAGAGUUUCGUUGCAUCUAUUCAAGAUAUCAUGCGUAACGUAGCUUGGGCCCUUCGCUAAGUCUGUUCUAACUUUACUGGUGAUCCCCAAAACAUAGUACCUGCUCUAACAUUUGUCACCGCUCUACUGUUUGUCACCCGCGUUUACAAAUUUUUUUUCACAGUUCUAUUUGGCCUCUCGAGUGAUGAUGCCGAUAAUUGUUACUCUUCUGUGAUAACUGGCUGUGAUACGUAUCUCUGGAUUACCUGUGGUGCCUUCAUCGCGAAGAUAUGGAUUCUCUGUGAUACAUUUAUGGUGGGGUCGCUGCCACGUUGUAGAGGACACGUGAACGCUCUUUGUGCUGCUGAAAGCCGAGCGUUUCGUCGAACCGGCUAAGGCAUGGCUGUGCUGAAGGAACAGAUCGAGGUUGCUUAGGACUCGGCCACUGCCUCCACGGAAUAUGCACUACGGCGUUUUUAGCGUUGGUCUUUCGCCGUGGUUGUCUUGGGCUGCGGUGUAGUUUGGCUCUGCGCCUGAUGAGAGAUCACGUUGGACAGCGUCACAGAGCCGGCGAGGAAGAAUAGUGUGACGUAGGCUGUUUCUGUUGAAUGUGCUUGCGGUUUUGCGUUUCUGAAUAGGUAACGGGCAUGGACAGCGUGUUCGGGCCAUUGCUGUCGUGUGGGAAGUGACCUUCACGAUUGCGUUCAAGUGGGACGACGACAAGAAUAUAGUGUCGGUUGCCCCACCUAUUCCUUCCUUUUUUUUACACAUUUUGUUGAUUUUUUUUCGGCUGCCGGGUACAGUCGGGAGAAUGUUAGAUUUAUGCAGAAUUUUCGGACACAGAUUGUUGCUCUGAGAGAAUGCCUGGCAAUGUAAAGGGACUUGCUAGAUCUUGAAGACUUUACCGUUACUGGUGGCGUAUGUGUGCGUAUGUCUUGUUUCUUUCUUUUUGGCACGUAGGAGGAGUUGUGGGGUAUGGUUUUUGUGUGUUUUAAAUAAAAGGGUAGUGCAAUAAUUA